AUGUCGGCCUCAGGAUCCGGAAUUCCCAAUGCUGCCUCGGGGUCAUCCAGCGGUGUGAAGAAGGGGUUCCCUCAAGUUGACCUGUCAGGCAAUGACCUUCCACCUUCCCCUGCCCCAUCUAGCCCUCAUACCGGUCGCCGGUACAAUAUUGCCACCGAGCUGGUCUUCACCGAAGGCAGUGACCAAUACAAUGCUAGCAGCGUCCCUAUCUAUCAGAGUGCUACCUUCAAACAAACCUCCAACGCCGGCGGUGGAGAGUAUGACUAUACACGGUCCGGGAACCCCACUCGCACACAUCUUGAGCGUCACUUGGCCAAGAUCAUGUCGGCACAGCGCGCCCUGGUGGUGUCCUCCGGCAUGGCAGCCUUGGACGUGAUUACAAGACUUCUCCGCCCUGGUGACGAGGUGGUCACUGGUGACGACCUCUACGGUGGCACCAACCGCCUGCUUAAGUACCUCUCGACUAACGGGGGAAUUGUCGUGCACCACGUCGACACCACAGAUCCCGAGAAGGUCCAGGAGGUGCUGAGCUCGAAGACAACCAUGGUGCUGCUUGAGACCCCCACAAACCCCCUGAUCAAGAUCGUCGAUAUCGGAAAAAUUGCCACCGCCGCCCAUGAAGCCAACCCCGCCUGCAUUGUCUCUGUGGACAACACUAUGAUGUCUCCCCUUCUCUUAAACCCACUAGACUUCGGCGCUGAUGUCGUUUACGAGAGUGGCACCAAAUACCUCUCCGGACACCACGACCUGAUGGCCGGUGUCAUUGCCGUGAACGACCUGCAGCUCGGAGAGCGCCUAUACUUCCCGAUCAACGCAUCAGGAUGUGGCCUGUCGCCGUUCGACUCUUGGUUGCUGCUACGUGGUGUGAAGACAUUGAAGGUCCGCAUGGACCAGCAGCAGAGCAAUGCCCAGCGCAUUGCUGAGUUCCUUGAGUCGCAUGGCUUCAAGGUGCGCUACCCCGGUUUGCGGUCCCACCCACAGUACGAACUCCACAAUUCUAUGGCGCGGGGCGCCGGUGCUGUGCUCUCGUUCGAGACCGGUGACACGGCCAUUAGCGAGCGCAUUGUGGAGAGUGCCAAGAUUUUCGCUAUCAGUGUCAGCUUUGGCAGUGUCAAUAGUUUGAUCAGUAUGCCGUGCCGUAUGAGUCAUGCCAGCAUUGACGCGAAGACCCGGGCGGAACGCGCUUUCCCUGAAGACUUGAUCCGGUUGUGUAUUGGUAUUGAGGAUGCGGAUGACUUGAUUGACGAUUUGCAACGAGCGUUGGUGCAAGCUGGUGCGGUCAAUGUCACUAUGGAUGGUAUCGAAGCUCGUUAG
This is a messenger RNA of Penicillium expansum, 1314 nucleotides long. RefSeq names its product cystathionine beta-lyase STR3. Gene Ontology annotation, biological process: transsulfuration; 'de novo' L-methionine biosynthetic process. Lineage: Eukaryota; Fungi; Ascomycota; Eurotiomycetes; Eurotiales; Aspergillaceae. The coding region runs from base 1 to 1314 and encodes 437 amino acids. The transcript has 3 exons. The record is from RefSeq and is a predicted model, not a curated record. Gene Ontology annotation, molecular function: pyridoxal phosphate binding. Gene Ontology annotation, cellular component: cytoplasm.